AGGAAGUUAGCUAAACCGACGACAUCUUUCAUUGCUGACAAAGAAAGAAGAUGGACACACUUGAAGUAAAAGCAACAUGCUCUGCUUGUUUGGUGUCUGUCUGAAGUCCUACAUGACAAGUUCAUCUCGAGAUUAUGCUGAAGCGAAUACUUUUACUGUAUCGCUGCAUCGCUGAACACAGGAAAUGGGAAGCACACACAGCAAUGAAAGGAACGGAGAAGGUGGAGGAAGUGAUUCCAGCCGGCAGAUGAUCACACAGAUGAGAGUGAUCUACUUCUGGACGAGAUGUUGUUGCUCAAAGGAACUUACAUCACCCUCGCUGGUUGUCCUAAAUCCCAAACAUUCAGUGUCAUGGAAACAUCUGCAAACUGCCUGACAGCUUUGGACAAAUGGAGCUGGAGUUUGCGGUGCAGAUGACAUGUGAGAGCUGCGCGGAUAAAGUCAGAGCUGCUCUGGAGGAUAAACCAGGAGUGAAGUCUGUCAGUAUUGACGUCGGUAAGGAGGAGGUGUUGGUGGAAUCUGCUCUGACCAGCGCAGAGGUGCAGGCUCUGAUAGAGAGCACUGGACGCAGGGCCGUGCUGAAAGGCAUCGGAGGAUCAGAGCAAGAUCUGGGUUCAGCAGUGGCCAUGAUGGGCGGAGUGGGAAAGAUCCAGGGGGUGGUGCGUUUCCUGCAGCUGUCUGAAGGCCGCUGCUUGAUUGAUGGGACCAUAGAUGGGUUGGAGCCUGGAAAGCACGGCCUCCAUGUCCACACACUGGGCAACCUGACGCUGGACUGCCUCAGUUGUGGCGAGCACUUUAACCCCUUCGGAAGACAACAUGGUGGACCAGGGGACUCUGAAAGGCACGUAGGUGAUCUGGGGAAUAUUGUUGCCGGACCAGACGGCAGAGCCUCAUUUCGACUAGAGGACAGUCAGCUAAAGGUAUGGGAUGUGAUUGGCAGAUCGCUGGUGGUGGAUUCGGGGGAGGACGACCUGGGUCGAGGCGGUCACCCUCUCUCCAAACAGACUGGAAACUCUGGGGAAAGACUAGCAUGUGGGAUCAUCGCCCGAUCUGCGGGUCUUUUCCAGAACCCCAAACAGAUUUGUGCCUGCGACGGGGUGACGCUCUGGGAGGAGAGGGACAGGCCGAUAGCGGGGAAAGGUCGGAGCAAGGCCAGCACAGAGACACCGACAGCAAACCUCUGAACCUUUGUCACAAACACUGACCGCAUCUGUCACCUGCGUCGGAGGGUUCAAAACAGAAAAAACACCUUGAAGAGAAACGCACUGGCGUUUGUUGACGGAGGGUGAAGCGAGGAAGACAAAGCACUGAGGAAGAUGAUUCCAGACAGCUGGAGAGACGACCAAAGAAGAGUGGCCUUAUUUUCUCGAAAUACUCCUGUGUGAUUAAAAUCAAAUUCUCUUACAGCCACAGUUGGCUUCCUCUGAGGAUCUUAAAAGCACUAAAGCAGAUUAAAAUGGCCUGGGAGUUUGUAAAGGUCACUGCCGAUUAGCUAGAUGUCCGUUAAUGCUGUUAUAUGUAUGUACGUGUAACCGCCUCUGACAAGACCGUCUCAUCGCUGUCUCAAUGGAUGUUCUUUAAGAUUUGAAGUUUCCAUUUUGGCCGUACACUGGCUGGCAUAAAUAAGCUUCAAAUUGCUAUCAAGGCAUCUAGAUGAAUUGCACAAGCCUCGUUAAACAGUAGUAGUGAAAACAUCCUGCUACUCUGAAAAUAGAGAUAAUGAUUUAAUUAAAAAAAACAACAACUUAAAAAUAGAUCCUAUAUUUUCCAGUUUUUGAGGAAAAUCAAUGAACACACAGGAUUUACACAUGCUGGAUGUGUUUCUUUUAGGGCUGGGCAAGACAUCGAUGAUAUAUUAUGAUAUGAGACUAUAAUUCAUUUUAGAUUUUGGAUGUGGAUAUAUUGUAAGAAAGCAUUAGUGUGUCUCUUCCUGGUUUUAAAGACUGCAUUAUAGUAAAGUCAUGUACAUUUCGGAACUUACUAAACUGUUCUAGGUGUUGUAAUGCAUUCCUUUACCCACUUAUUCACUAUAUCACCACCACUGAUGGAAAAAAAAUAUUGAGAUAUAUAUCGUAUCUCACGAUAAAGCCUAAGACAUUGCAGUAUUAUUUCAAGGCAAUAUUUCCCAGCCUUAGUCUCAGCUUCAAUCAGUUGUAAAUCAAAGUGUUUCGAUGUCAAAAAGAGUUAAAAAGGCAGCAGAAAAGUCAAAAUGGAGAGCUAAAAGCAACAGAUAAAUGGCUUCCAGGAAGAAUUUCAUUACUUAACACACACUGUACUUGUUCAUGACUAAAUAGUCUGGGAUCACUGGACUAAGGUUGUCAAAUGAAUUUAGAGUUUUUUUCCACACCAUGUGUUGAAAAUAUCUAGUAUCUGCAGUCAGAAGUGUUGAAAGACUAAAAAAAACUAUAUAAAGAAAUUACCUUCACUAAGGUCCAGCAGUCCCUUUUUGUACUCACCCGAGGAUACCAGGAACCUAAAUACAUAAUACAUCCCUUUAUCCAAAUCUGCACCAAAAUAUAAUCUGGUCUAUUUUGGGCAGAGACUCAUCCUCCCUCCAAACUUUGUUGAAAUCCUGUCAGUAGUUUUUGUGUAAUCCUGCUGACAAACCAACCAACAGUUACCUCCUAGGAGGAGGUAACUGUUGGCUUCAGUCAGACUGAACAAAACCUGCAUCAGCUUGUUCAUUUGAAAUCCAUAAGGUGGUGUGAGUGACUUGGGUAAGAGAGAUUCGAAGGAGCCUGGGAGGGAGAGUCAAAUUCCAUCCAGAAUUAAAGGGCAACAGGGGGUAAAUGUUAGAGGGUGGGGGGUGUCUUGGAGGAUUGUGUGCUCAGCUGUUUUUCAACAUGGAGUUUAAGUGUACAGUUCCUUUACGGUUGCUGCAACUGACUUUAAAGCCAUAUAAUGCAGGAAACUGACAGUUCUGUGCCUGUUUUUUCUGCUUCACAUCCUCUGUUGUCUUCUGUAGAUACAGAACAUGAUGACUGAAGUCUUGUAUAAUGAUGUACAACACUUACACCUGCUGACACUUGUUUAUUUCUCUUAAUGUAUAAUUUAAUUAUUGAUGGGGAAAUGAUCAGUAUUGGGAUAUUGUUUACAAUAUUUGAGUGUGUAGCAAGUGUUGCUUUGAUAAUCAAAACUGAGCAUCUGUUUUGUUCCUGUGAAGCCUGAGUAAGAUUAUUGAAAUUGCCACCAAGUGUUCA
Messenger RNA from Acanthopagrus latus (yellowfin seabream), 3200 nucleotides. Its product is annotated as copper chaperone for superoxide dismutase-like. The coding region runs from base 390 to 1184 and encodes 264 amino acids. Gene Ontology annotation, biological process: removal of superoxide radicals. Gene Ontology annotation, molecular function: copper ion binding. The record is from RefSeq and is a predicted model, not a curated record. Lineage: Eukaryota; Metazoa; Chordata; Actinopteri; Spariformes; Sparidae. The transcript is spliced from 11 exons.